Molecule: messenger RNA, 9365 nt
Organism: Condylostylus longicornis
Lineage: Eukaryota; Metazoa; Arthropoda; Insecta; Diptera; Dolichopodidae
Exons: 11
Coding region: 1489-8418 (2309 amino acids)
Source: RefSeq, a predicted model, not a curated record
UAGUCGCAUGUGUUACAUUAUACACGAAAAUUAAUCAACAUACAUUUCUACUAUUAUUAUUUAUUUUUCAUUUCAACUUUUUGUUAUUUUGAAAAAAGAAAAAAAUAAAAAAAAAAUAAAAUAAAAUAAAGUAAAAUAAAAAAAAUUUAUUUCAAAAAUUUUUUAUUAUUUAAUCAUCCGAAAGAAUAUAUAUGUAUAAUGAUAAUAUAUAAUAAUAAAGAAAAUUUACACAGAAAAAAAAAAGUUUAAAGUAAAAAUAAAAAAAAAAAUAAUAUAUUAAGUUGAAAAUAGAAUUACAUCAUCACGAAAAUAUACCAAAAGUGCUUAUCUAAUAAGUUAAAAAAUAAAAGAAAAAAAUAAAAUUUAAGAAAAGCAUAAAAAUACAUAAAAAUUUAAAAAUAAUAACAGAAAAAAAAUAAAAAUUAAAAAGCAGAAACAAAAAGAAAAAGAAAUGUACACUAAUUAAGCGCUUAAAACAAAAAAAAGUGUUCAAAAGAAUCGAAAAAAAAGAGACAGCAAAAAAAAAAAAAAUUGUACAAAAUUUUUUUUUUUUUUUAAUUUUCACUAUUGAAAAAUUCGAUUUGAUUUCAAUUUGUUUUUAAAAAUUUUCGAUAAACAUUUUUGUGUUUUUUUUUUUUUUUUUUUGGUUUUCUAAAAAGUUUACAAAUACCAAUCACAUAUACAUAUAUAUAUAUCCUAUAUCAAAAGUGUAGAAUAAAUGCAUAUUUGCAUUUUUAUAUUACAUUAGAAACGAGAAUAUUUUUUUUCAAAUUUCACUUCAUAAAAAUGCUCAAUUCUUAAAGUAUUUUGCUUUUUUUCUCUCUCACACCUACCUACUAUACUAUAUUACUGCAAUAAUACAAUUUUCUACAUCAUCACACAUUUUUAUUUAUAUUGUCAUUACAAUAUUAUUGUUGUUGUCGCAUAAUAUGGGCUGCUUUUGAACCGGGACUGCGUAACAGAAGAAGGAAUGUAAAAAGUGAAAGAGAGAAAAUAACAGUAAAAAAAAAAAAGAAAAAGAAAAACAAACAAAAAUCGAGAAAAAAAGAACGAAACAAUAUAAAAGUCAUCAACUCAUCAGAAUUUUCCGUUUUUAUAUUUUCUUCUUCAAUUUCCAUAUAUAACAAACAAGGAAAAACAAAUAAAAAAAUAUAAGAGGCAAAAAGGAAAAUUUUGAAAACUUAACAUAUACCUACAUACAUAUACAAAAUAAGAGAACACAUAGAAAAGUUAACUAUUAAAAAUUAUUCUGGAUUAAAAGGAGGAAAAAAACGAAACAAGAAUAAAAGGAAAAAAAAACCAAAAAAAAAUAUUCUUUUAUUGGUGCUUUAUUGAUUAUUUGUGAAACGUGUAUUGGCGGUGGUGAUUUUUAAUUAAUUUGCAAAAAAAAAAAAAACAACAAAAACACAACACAAAAAAAAAAAAAACAAAAGAAGAAGGAAGAAACAAAAACAAAAAAAAUCAAUUAAAACUGGAAUAAUUUUUUAAAUGGGAAAGAAAGGAACGAAGAAAAGAACUCAAUGGCGCACAUUAUCAAUAACAGAACAGGACGAAAUAAAUGCGACAACUGGAACAGCAUACAUUUCAAAUGGGAACAGUACCACCGGAAUAAAUAUCGACGAAGCUUCUUCAGUAGAUGACAAUUUUAAAUAUUCUGGAACAAAUUUCUCGUACUUAAAACGAAAAUCAUCUGCAUUCAGUCCAUCAUCGAAUAAUUAUAUUAAUAAUAAUAAUAAUAAUAAUAAUAGCAAUAGAAACGAUCACUUUCGAAUUAAUAGUUAUAAUACAAAUUCAAGUUACUAUUAUAAUAAUAAGCACAAUAGUAGUUCAAUCAACAAUAAUAAUAACAAUAGUAAUUUUAUUGCAAUAAAUACCACCAGUAACGCCUCUAGUGUCAAUAAUGAUACAACAUUAACAACAUUAAAUCCAAAUAAUAUUAGAUAUACAAGAUCAUUAUCAUCAUCUUCAAGAUAUUCAUCAUCUUAUAAUAACAAUAAUAAUAAUAAUAGUAAUAAUAAUAGACGUAAACCAUAUUCGAUGCAAAAUGGUGGAUCAUUAUCGUCAACAAAAUAUUAUUCUAGUUAUGGUGCUGGACGAGCGACUAGUCGAGCAAACCGGACAUCAUAUUCAUCAUAUAAUAGAAAUAAUUUAAAUAAAACAUCAUCAAAUAAUGAAUUAUCAUCAUCAACAUCAUCAUCAUCAACAGCGGCAAAUAAAGAAAAUUAUCCGAAACCACUUUUUAAUGAAGACGAGUACACACGAAUAACUACCCCAAGACAAGAUGUUCUAUUUAAAAAGGGUUAUUUAUCGAGACCGAGACCAUCAUAUUUAUCUUCAACCGAUACAAAUACAAAUUCAUCAGCAACAGCAAGUAUUGUAUCCGAAGAGUCAGGAUCAACAGCAACAAGUGUACCUUCAUCACUAAGUCCAGAACAAUGUUCAUCAAUUCAUUCUGAUUCAAUAGUAGAUCCAGAGCAUGCUUUUAUGUAUAGUUACAUUGAUCAAAAUGGUAUUCUAUAUGUUAAUCCUUUCGUGCCCCCUAAUAGCUUUGAUCAUUAUCCUGGUCAAAUGUUUAUGAUGCCUUAUGGUUAUUCGCCUUAUAAUUUCUGUCCUCCAGAUUUAAACACACCAUCAAUAUCAGAUGUCGACAAUGAAACUGUUGAACAAGGAUUUCCAACAGAAGAUGAAAAGAAAACUUCCGAUGAAAUGGAUGAAAACUCCAAGGAAGAAAAAACGGUUAUAGAUUCAGAAAAUGAAGAUGAAACAAAAGAAAAACAAUCUGAAACUGAUGAGAAAUCAGAAGAAAUGGUUACAAAUGAAAAUGUUGAGUGCAGUAAAGACAUUAAUGAAAAUACCGAAAUUUCUAAGGAGCAAACAGAUGAUUCAACAAAAGAGCAACAAAUAGAUAAAAAACAUCAACACAAUAAAUGUUAUCAUCCACAUAUGAGAAGUAAUUGUGAUCCAAACUUUUUUAAUUUCGGUUAUGCCGGUCCUCCAAUGUAUCAACCAAUAUUCUAUCCAAUCAAUUUUUAUGGCGGACAACCAAUAAUGCCAUUCAUAAGUCCUCCUCCAUACGAAGCUCAUCCUGGCAUAAUUAGUGAAGAAUCCAUAACAACAAAUGGUGAAGGUGAACAAAUUGAAGAAAUUACAGAAAGCGUUGACAAAACUGAAUGUAAAAGCAUAGUAACGUCAGAUUUAGUUGAACAAAAAGUCAAUCCAACCGAAACAGAAAUGAUUUUCAAAGAGAACGACGAAAUAGAACAAACUAAUGAAACUCUCAAGGAAGAAGAAAAUUGCAGUUCUAUUACUAUUCCAGCAGAAAACGCAACGCAGAUACAAAUCUCAAGUGAAAAUGUACAAUCAUGUGAUGCUGAUCAAAUCGAAUCACCAAAUAUUAAAGAGACUGAAAAUAACCAGCAAUUUAACGUUAAUAAUCUUAACGUUAAUGUGGACGAGUUCGUGCCUAGAAAACCACACUUAAAUGUCAAUGUUAAAGAAUUUCAACCGAGAUAUCUUCAACAAAAUGACGACAUUUCAAUAUCAAAUAAUUUGGCUUCUCCUGUGAAUCAAAAUGCAGAAACAAUACUCGCAGAGAAAGUUAACGCAAGUCCUUCCAAAGAUAAAUUCAAAAUUGAGAAUUUAGAUUUAAAGAAACCCAAUGAAGUUUCAGUAGAAGAGAAAAAUGUUAAUGUUAAAGAUAGUAUUAAAUUAUAUUCGACAAAUGUAGUUGAAAAAAUACAAGAAUCUAGUCAAAAGCCAGUUCCAACAUUAGCUGAACAAAUAAAGAAAUCUCUAGCAGUGCAAAAUGACCAAAAUUUACAAAAUGUACAACAACCCAAGGUCUUCCAGAACAGUAAUAAAAAUUUAAAUGAAACUAAUAACAAAAUAGAAACCAAAGACACAAAAUCUAAUUUCAAAAAUAAAGAUAAAGCUGCAAAAAUAAAUAAUAAAUCAAGUAAUCGAAAUAAAAAUAAUCGCAGUUACACUAAUAUGAAUUCCAAUUCUGAGAAAAAUGUCAAUGUUAAUAAGAAAAACAGUACUACUGAAAAUGUUAAGGUAACCAAAUCUUCUAAUACAGUACUUGAACAAGAGAAAGUUUCAGCUAAACCAAGUAAUGUUGAGAAAUCGGUUCCAUCACUACCUUCAACAAAUGUACUUAGUUAUGCACAAAUGUUAAAUAAAGACCUCAUACCUGCCGAAGAAAAAGCAACAAAUAAAGAAGCAACUUCUACAAAUACAAAUGCUGCCAUAUCAACAGAAGAAAAUGAUUUGGAUGAUGCUGAGGUUCAAAGAUUAAUAAAGUCGCUCGAGACUGCCGAAAAAUUAACUGCCAUGAAGGAAAAUAUUAGCUGGCAAACUGUUAAAUCUCGUGGUAAAAGAAAUAAACAUUAUAAAGAUUAUAGCGGCCAAGUAGAUAAAGAAUUCAUAGAUUUAGAUUUUGUAGAAAAAGAAAUGACAUUACCAGUUGAAGAAAAUAUUAACAUGGAUGAUAUACAGGCUGACGAAGUACUCGAAACUAAAACUAUUCAUAGUGAAAAUGCUACUAAUGUUGAAAACAGCGACAUUUCUCAAAUAGAUGAAAAUAUUGAAACAACGUCUGCAACUGGAUUAAAUUCCGAAAACAAAAGUACAGACAAAAAGAAAUCCAAACAAAAGAAUAAAAAAUCUACAAAGAAAACUCCUAAUGCCAAAAAGACUGCAGUUAAGGAUAAAACACAAGUAAAUCCUGGAUCGCAUAUAGAAAUUAAUGAAAAUGUAAAUGAAAACUUGGAACUUCCACUUACAAAACUUAAUAAAACAGAAACUGAUAAGAAUAUAGAAAUGGAAGAUAUUGAUAAUGACACACUUGCCCUUAAACUCUACGAAGAUUUGGAGAAGGAAUUAGAUUUAAAAUUGAAAUCCAAUUUAGAGGAAGACGAAGAUGAUAAUGAAGUCAAUGAAAAAAUAAUUAUGGGAAAUUCACCGGACUUAUUAAUGAAACAUUCAGCACUAGGUCGUAAUUUAGAUAUGUUAAACGGUUUUGAUUAUAAAUAUAAGACUAAAAAUAUUCUAAAGGAGGAGGAAGAAAUGGUAUUGAAUGUCAUAAAAUCACUAUCUAGUAAUGGUUCUUCACCAAUCGGUUGUAACAAAAAGUCUGAUAAUAUAUUUAAUGCAAGUUUUAUUGCAUUAAAUGGCUGUAAUCAAUCCUCUGUUAUUGCAAAUAAUAGUUUAGGGAAUAUAAAAACAAAUUUAAGCGAGGAUCCAAAAAACUUGAUACGAAAGUCUUCAUGUUCGGAAAAUACAAACACCUCAACUCCAAAUUGUGGAAAAUUUGACCAAGAAAAUAAUAUUAAUUUAGUUGAUGGUGUUUUAAAUACUGUUGCAGAAGUAAAACAGCAUGAAGACUCUAAUGGUACCAAACAAGCAACAGUUCCUAGUCAAUUAAUAAAAUCAGAACAAGCGAACUCGGAUUAUAUUCAAAACUGUAUAAAAGAAUCCUUAAAAUGGAUCAAAAAAAUGGAGUCCGUCGAAAAAUCAAUUGAUAACUUGGAUGUUGUACAGUCAUCUAUAAACGGAAAGGUUAUAAAUGUGAAAGAAGAUGAAAAAAAAUUGACCUCAUUUUUAUUAAAGCAAAAUGAAACAGUUAAGGCGACACAUUUAAAAGAAGAAACUAAAAGUGAACAAGAGCCUAAAACAGAAAAUGAUGAUAAAAAAAAACUGCAGGAAAUAAUUAAGUUGCAGGAAAAAUUGGAAAAAGAUCAAUUGAAUGAGGAUCACUCCAAAACAACUGUCGAAUAUGUUAAAAAUGAAAUUUCUGCGCCGUCAGGAGAACUAGAGCCAUUUUCUUCCAUGAUAAGUGAAAAUGCAGAUGAAGUCGAACAAAUGUACGAAAUGCCAGAUGCAUUGACUGAAAACGGAAGUGAGAACAUCAGUAAUACGAAGGAAUCACUGCAUAUCGAAGAAAAAUUAGAAAAUUCUGAAAAUCAAAUGAUACAAAAUGAUGAAAUUGAUAAGCCAAGAGAAUGUUUAAUUUUAGGAACUACAAUAAUUGAGGAAACACCAAAAGCUAUUUCUACUAAAUUUGGUGAAGUUAGUGCCACUGAACAACAAAUCCAAAGUGAGGAGGAGAUUGUAAUUGAGAAUGUUGAAGAUGACCUCACUAAGGAGUGCAAUGGACAUCAAAAUAAUGAUAUCAAUUUUGCUUCAACAGAUAACCAAAACUUUUUGCAAUUUGACAUUAACGGUCAGACAGAGAACUCAGAAAAGGAAACUGUAAAAUGUGAUAGAUUAUUUGUUACAGAACAAAAUGAACCCUCUACGAUAAUAUCGAACGAAAAUGAAGUUUCAGAAAACAUGCUUAAAAUUGAAAAAAUAUGCAAAGCAGUACAAAAUCAUAAAAUAGAUAUUGAAAAUGAUAACGAUCCAGUUUUUGAGGCAGUUUCGAAAGAAUUAUCAGAACAUGAUGUUCCAGAGUUAAAAUUGAAAAAGAAAUUGAAUGGUGACUUAUUAGAAGAAAUUAAUUAUUCAAAUAAUGGAUUAAAUUGCAUAAAAGACAUUAAUCAAAACCUAAAAGACACUUUAAUUAAAAUAGACAAAAACUUCAAUGAAUCCAAUCAUACAUCCAGCGAUAUAAUAUGCAAUCAAAUAAAUGGAAAUUAUUUAGAAAAUAGCUAUACAAUAGACAAAGCAAUAGAAUUGCACAAAAAUCAUAAAAAUGGUGUUGAAGAAUCCAUUUUAAAUACCGAAAGAUUGUGUAAUCUAAAGGAAAUAAAUCAGACAGCAAUACCGUUAUACAAUAAUGAUGAAAAAAUUUAUAGAGAAAGAUUAUCACAUUCUCUUUCUGAUUCAAAUGAUAUUGCAAUAAAUGAAAAUGGUUUGGAUAAACAUAAGUCAACAUCUAGUCUUGCUUUGCAAUUACAACAAUUAGAGGAGCAACUAAGAAAAUUAGAUAGAAUUGCAACUCCUCCUUUAGUUUGUGAUGAACAGAUAAAUGGUUAUUACCAUUCCGAAACUGAUCUUAAUUCAUUAGAAAGUUCAGAAACAAAUUCAAGUACCUUAGAAGAUUCAUUAACAUCGCCAAAAAAUGAAACAUAUUGUAGUAAUACCAGUUGCUCAUCAGGAAUUGACUUUCAUGAUAAUAAUCAUAAUAUAUCACCAAUUUUUAAUGAACCUAUUACUAAUACUAAUUAUGCUAUAGAUUUAGAUCUCAGUUCUAGUAGUAAUAAUAAUACAAAUUCUAAAGAUUGUGAUAGCCUGAAUGUUACAAAAAGUUCUGAUGAUAAAAAAUGUUCAAAAUUGUUUCCUUGUCUAUCUGUAACAAAUGAAAUUGAAUCACCAAUUGCUUCCCAUGAUAUCAAAAAAUUUCCGUUAACACAUGCUGUUAAACAAUGGUUAGAACAUGAAACCAAAGAAAAAACUCCCGAACCCAUUUUAAGGCUCCCAGAUGAUCCAAAUUUAAAUAUAAGAAUUAAAUCGUCAUUAUCACUACAUCGGUUACAAAAUGAAGAUAACAAUGAAGACAAUUAUUAUCAGGAAGAUGAUUGUUGGUCAUUAACAGAUAAUAGUGAAGAUGAAGAAUACAGUGAUGGAACAGAAAUUGAAGAUAACGAAAAUAAAGAAGAUGAAAACAGCAAUAAAGAAAAUAAAAUAAAAAAGUCAAAAAACUUGAAAAGCAACCCCUUACAUGUGUCAUCUCUUAAAAUAAAUGAUGUUAAUAAUCAAAAUCAAAAUGAUAAUGAUAGUGAUUAUAAUAGCGAUAAUCCAUUAUCAAAUAUUAAAUUUGAAAUUUAUGAUGACAAUACAUGUGAGAGGGUUGCUACCAAAAAUAAUAAUAUUAAUAAAUCGGAUGAAAAUAUUACAAUAUCAUUAGAACAACAAAUUGAAUAUUAUUGGGAUGAUUUUAUUGAAAAUCCUUCAAAAUAUUUACAACAAAAUCCAAAACGAAAUUCUAUUUAUAAUAUUAAAAAUAAUAAUAAUAAUAAUAUUAAUGAUAAUAAUAGCUUAAAUUAUCGAAAUAAUGGCAACACUGUCUUAGAUACUAUGGAAUCUAGGUUUAGUAGCGGCAAUUCAUCAAUGAACGAAUUAAAUGAUUUAACCCCAUACGAAAGUCUUUAUGGUAAAAGCAUUAAUUAUAAUAAAUUACUAACAAAUCAUAACGAAUUGUUAAGUAAUAAUAUAAUUAAUUUUAAUAAUAACAAUAAAAAUAAAGAAAAUGAUCGUAAUGAUGAUGAUGAUGAUAAUUAUGUUGAUGAUAAUAAUAAAAAUUAUUUUAAUAAAGAAAAAUUUCAAAAAAAUUAUUCAAUUGCAAUAAAUCAUAAUAAUGAAAAUGACACAUCGCUUAAUAAAAAUAUUAAUUUAAAUAAUGAUAAUAAUAAUAAUUGUAAAAAUAAUAAUGAUAAUUGUAUUAAGCCACCUGAAGUUUGUUGCAUGUUAAUGUAAGAAAAUUUAUUAUAAAAAUAAACAAAUGGAAAAAAAUUUUGAAAAGAAAGUCAAAAAAAAACAAAAAAAAAAAAGAGAUAAAUAUAUAUUGAAAAAGAAAGAAAAAACAAACAUAAAAUAAAAUAUUAUUUACCUUUUACAUGAAAAUUACAAUAUACUUAUAAAAUUAAGUUCCAAUUUAUUCGAUUUGAAUGGUUUUAUAUUAUAUUAUAAUAAUUAACUGAGGAUAUUUAAUAAUAAUUUUGUUGAAAUUUCUAAUUUCUAUACUUUUAUUAUUUUCCAUUCAAAUUAUAACAUCACAUAUACACAUUAUAAACACAAUAUUAUACAUACAUAAAUAUAAAUAUUUUUUUCACCAUAAUUUUAUAAAUUUUCAAAAAUUUUUAAAAUAAUAGGUUUUAUUUUAAUUAUGCACUUUUAUUUGCUAAAUUCAUAUAAUAUACAUGCUCAUGUUAAUGAAAAAAUCGUAUACUAUUUUCAUACAAUUAAAAAAAAAAAAUAUUUUAUUUUACUUGUUAAACAAGGAAGUAAAGAAAUCAAUCCAAAGUUCCGUAAUGUGUGGAGCCAAAGCAAUGAAAAUAAUAUAAAUAUAAUUUUGAUGAUCUUCACCAAAAAAAAAAAAAAUUUUUAAAUCUUUCACAAUUAUAAAACAUUAAAUAAACUAAAAAUUAUUUUUAUAAUAAGUACAUAUAAUUAAAUAAGAUGAAACAGAAAAACAAAAAUUAUAUUAUUAGCUAUACUUCAUUUAAAUUCAUAAAAUCAGCCUACAUCUAUAAUAUUUUAUAGUACCUACAAUAUACCAUAAAUAUACAAAAACUUUAAUUUUUUGUAUUGCCUUUUCUAAAUGUAACACUAAAGUGUUACUCAUUUAAUAGAAAAUUUUAUUUCUACUGCAUAAAAUUUAUAUUAGCCUAAUAAUAAACAUGCAAACAAAUUCAAAUAAUUUU